AUGUCUCUCAGAACCGUUGCUGCCGCUACCAUCAUCGCCGCCGCCAACCUGGUGGCUGGACACGGUGCCAUCAUUGGCGCUGUCGGCCCCGCCGGCGGCUCCGGCAUGGCCCUUGGUGUCGAUCCCAGCACUCCCCGUGACGGCACUCGCGCCAGGCCCUUCCAGACUGAUUCCACUCGCUUCAAGGGCCCCAACGCCGACACCUUCGGCCAGACCACCGGCGGCGGCGAGAACGAUCUCGAGGCCGGCACCAAGUCCAUCAUGGCCAUGACUGGCGACAUGCUUCCCCAGGUCACCCCCGGCAGCACCCUCGAGAUGACUGUCCACCAGGUCAACGCCGACGGUGGUGGCCCCUACGACUGCAUGAUCAACUCCGACGCCACCGGUGCUAGCUGGACCAACGUCGACGUUCCCGUCACUGUCCCCGGCCAGAACUCGCGCAACCGCGCUGGUGCCAUGACCGACUUCCCCCUCAAGGCCCAGAUCCCCGCGGACCAGACUUGCACUGGUACCGUCGCCGGCCAGUCCAACGUUUGCUUGGUCCGUUGCCAGAACGCUGCCCGCGCCGGCCCCUUCGGUGGCAUUGUCCCCGUCCAGAUGGCCCAGGCUGGCAACACAGCAGCCGCCGCUCGCCGCAACUUGGCCCGCGCCAUCAGCGAGACUGAGCGCCAGUUCAAGCGCAUGGUGAAGCGCGCUGCCGAGGACACCGAGAUGGCCGAUGAGGAGGAAGAUGAGGAGUAA
Messenger RNA from Colletotrichum graminicola M1.001, 741 nucleotides. RefSeq lists its product as uncharacterized. The transcript has 2 exons. The record is from RefSeq and is a predicted model, not a curated record. NCBI's taxonomy places the organism in Eukaryota, Fungi, Ascomycota, Sordariomycetes, Glomerellales, Glomerellaceae. Bases 1 to 741 code for a protein of 246 amino acids.